Molecule: messenger RNA, 3681 nt
Organism: Apiotrichum porosum
Lineage: Eukaryota; Fungi; Basidiomycota; Tremellomycetes; Trichosporonales; Trichosporonaceae
Exons: 3
Coding region: 1-3681 (1226 amino acids)
Source: RefSeq, a predicted model, not a curated record
AUGAACUCGUAUCCUCUCGAGUUCCUCGCCCACCCGCAGCCGCUCAUGUUCGUCGGCGGGCUCAACCCGAACACCCGACGACGCGCGAGCAGCGCAGCGCGAAACCCAGCACUGAGCCCGAAUCCAGGCCUCAGUCCGAACCCGGGGCUGAGUCCGAACCCAGGAAUGCCCUCCCAGCUCCCCGUGCCGCUCAGCCCGAACCCAGGAGGGACUACGCUCUCCCCGGCGCUUGGCGUGUCGCCCAGCACCGAUACAAGCGGUCUGCCCCUCAUGUCACCCGAGGUGGAGACCUUGGCUCUUCCACGCGCCAGUGACCCCCGUGACGCCGAGUUUGAUACCUUGACGCGCGAUCUGCGCAGUGUGUUUGCACCCCUCGGUGCGCCGGCUCGCGUAUGGCUUCCCGAAGACCAGCGACGCGACUUCCGCGUCAUGAUGGUCGACAACGGCGUGCGCCUCCCGCUGCGCAAGAUGCCCGGUGCCAACGGCCAGCCCGGCGGCGACGACUCCCACUCGCCCCUCUCACCACUCACGCCUAGCUCACCGCUGCACCCCGACGGCCUUAUCGCUCCGGUGUGGGUACGCAAGCACGCCGAGCUGGUGCCGUCCGUGUUUGUGCUCUUCCUCCGAUUGUACGAGACGCCUUACCGUGCGCAUGGCGAGAGUUCAUUGGGCGAAGAGGUCCUUGCCAACGCCGAGCGCGAGGCAGAGCGUGAGGCAGACGAGGCGCUUGUCCGCGAGAUUGCCGACCGGAGAAAGCGUCUUGGCGAGCGCGGUAUCAAGCUCACCGUCGUGCUCAUGGCGUCGGCAGCGACUCUCGAGUCUCAAGGCCUCGACCAGCGCUUGUCGCAUCUCCGCCGCACCUCGUCGUUGUCUGCCAAGGCGUCCUUGUUUGUUCUUACCCCUGUUCCUGCUUCUGAGCUUCCCGACUUUGUGCGAUCGCUCCAGGACGCGCUUUAUGACUCUGCACUCGAGUACUAUAACGCGCACGGCAAGAAGCUGCGUCGCAAGCGCGGACGUGUCGCCGGCCAGAGCACAUCUCCACCCCCGCAAACGGGCCGACCUCGAGCCGCGUCUGUCGCUGCGCGUCCACUGGGACCGCAGGGCUGGACAGUUCGAUACGACUUCAAGGCUGGUUGGUUUGCCGAGGUCCGUGGCGAGCUCGACUUGGCACGCCGCCAUUACGAGGACUGUUGGAACGAACUGGCACGCAUGUUCAGUUCGACGACAACGAUGCCUCCGCGAACAAAACGCUGGGCCGAGGCAAAGGUGCUCGCCGAUUGCGUCGCCGUCAAGAUUUGCAAGCUGCUCCUUUACGAGGGCUCGGGUCCACGCGUGCUUGUCCCAUACUUUGUGCACCUGCGCCGCUUUGGUGAGCUGUCCCGUGGCUGGGGUAUUGGCGAGGAGACGUUCGAGUUUUGGUCUUGGGUCGCGAGGCAGUACCGAAUCCUGGCCGAGGUGCUCGAGAUGGCUAUUGCCGAGGGCUUUGUCAUUCCCGAGCUCCCAGCACCGACGUACCCGCCCCCACCGAGCGUUCCAGCCUUGGACGACCCGUUGCCGAACAGCUCGACCAAUGCGUUACACAUCCUCCACCCACCCGCAUUCUACUACUACACUGCGGCGUGCAGCACUCUUGAGCGCAAAGCGCGCUUUGACGCUGCGCUUGCCGCCGAGCAACAUGGCACACUUGCCUCAGCACCUGGAUUCAGCAACGAGAAGAAGAUCGACCACGCGGCGCUUGUUGUUGAGCUCCUGAACAAGGCAUUCAAUCUCCUCAAAGAGCAGGGCCAGGAAGAGUCCCGUCUCGCGCUGUAUAUUGCCUUCAAGACUGCCGAAGUGCACUGCGGUGCUGGACAGUAUGACCUGGCUUUAACAUCUCUUAAUCGCAUAGAGGGCAAGUUCACCGCCGACAACUGGCGCCCAAUGGUCCGCCAGCUUCGCGCCAUCGAGUACGAAUGUGCCCAGGCCACAGGCAACGUCGAGACCGCCGCUCGCCUGCUCAUUGAGAUGAUGGCGCCAGGCAGUGGCGUCGAGGCCGAAGACCGUUCCGGUCUGCCUGAGGACUUUACCAGCCUACUCACGACGACGGCACCUGCCACGUCUGAACCCAUUGUCAUCGACGUGGGCGACGAUGCGAUCCUCGAGGCGCGUGCCGGGUUCCGCUCCGCACAAUCCCAGGUCGGCGGUGCCGUGCCGUUCCAGGUUGUGAUCGACAGCCCCACUGGCGUGGAUAUUUCUCGGCUCGAGUUUACGGCGUUGCGCAUCGCCUGUAGCGAUGCACGAGGGGACAUUGUGGUCACUGCAGCCGGCGAAUCGCGUGCCGUCAAUGUUGGUACCAUUGACACUGGGCUGGCCGAGCACCCUGUUGAGGCCGCACUCAAGUGGGUGCCUGGCCGGCCUCUGGUCGUCACCGGCGAGCUUGUUGGCGAGCUCGGUGAACUGUGCGUCGCAGACGUGACCCUCACUCUCACCCAAGGCCCCUGGACAUUCGACCUUCGUCUCACCCCGCGCCGCCUCUUGCUGUGGACCACCAACGGCCAGUCUUUUACUCCUCUCGGCGGUAUCCAUUCUGUUGUCUCGUUUGCUCCCCGUGCACACAGCGUCGCCCUCGAGGUCGUACACGCGCCAGCCGCGUUUGUCGGCGAGGCACUCCCACUCACUCUCAAGGUGACUGCCGCCGAGGCGUGCGACGCCAACCUGGCGCUCUCGCUGUCGGUUCUUCUGCAGCCUGGCGCGGAACCCGACGGUGCAACCGUAUCGCUCGACGACGAGUCGACCGAGUCCAUGCUCAAGGAACACCACCUGCAGCUUGUUGACGGCGCCGCCGAGACCGUCUUGUAUCUCGUUAGUCCGCGGGCAGGCACCAAGAUGGUCGAUAUUAGCAUCGCUGUCACGCGGCCCGACGACGAGGCAGACGACGAGCACACAGUCUCUGUCGCCGAGGUGGCCAAGACGGCCGUUGUCCCCGUCCUCUCGCCGUUCAGCUCUACCCCAACCCUCUCUCGUGCUGGCGCAACUGCCUCUCUCGCAACUGUUCUCAGUGUCCCAGGCCCGCGCGGCGUCUUCGUCUCGGCCCUCGAAAUUGUUCCUGCCGCUGAGGGUGUGACGCUCUCCAGCUCGUCGCUCCCGUCCACCAUAUCCCCCGCUCAGCGGUGGGACCACAUGACGGCCUAUUCCCUCGCUGCGCGGUUCAAGCUGGACGCCGGCGCGCAGCGCACUACUCCACCUGGACCCGUGGCGCACCUCAAGGCAACGUGGCGACCGGCCGACACGGCCGACGAGACGGAACACACCGCCCUCAUCGCCCUCCCAGCCCUCCAGGCCGUGCCGCCCGAGCCCUUCCUGACAGCCACACUUGCGUCGCCGGCUGUGGUGCGCUCCCACGAGGCCUUUUCCGCCACGCUCUCGCUGGCCAACGCGCACCCGUCGUCGGCGGCGUACGUGGCCGUCCACGGCGACACCGCCGACGGGUUCGUCUGGUCGGGACCGCGCGGAGCGCGUGUCGGUCCCGUCCCGGCCAAUGGCAACCUGGACGUACGGAUCGACGCCGUCGCCGUCGGCGGGGCUGGAUGGCUGGCACUCCCGCAUCUCAGCGUCAGCCAUGGCGAGGGCGCCGACAAACGCGAGGUGCGCGUCCAGCAGCCGGCGGAUCGCGCCGCGUGGACCGUGCUCGUCCAGCCGUAG